AUGGCGGCCCUGACGUGCAAGCGGUGGCUGAACGCUUUUUGUUCACCCAACGUUUGGCGCAAAUUCACCUAUUAUCCUCCACCUCAGGGCUUGACUCGUCUCCAGUAUGACAUAAAAACCUACUACAUGGCUCGGUACGUUCUACUGCACGCACCAUCUCUCACGCCAUUUUUUAUUAUUUUUUCAAAGUGGACGUCAGAAUUAUUCCUCUGGAUUUCCGGCUCCGCUCAGAUCCACCUCUUAUUCUGUCGCCCGGCACGUCUCCACCUACAAACAGCUAUCAGCAAUACUUUGCCACGCCUAGGGUGCCUUGAACUCGUAGUGCUGGUUUAACCGGUACAGGUAAACAACUACUUGGACUCAAGUUCAGGUCUCUGGACUUCCCAACCAGAGGCUAGAGUAUGGUUAGUUGGUGACGAAAAACGCCCCAGAAAAGGCUUUCCAGUGUCACUGUCCCUCCACUGACUGCUCUUCGCGGUGCGACCGCGUGUGAGGGCACUAGACGGAGAGUCCAGUACAAAGUGGAACUCCCGAUUUCCGUCCCACGGUUAGGCGCGAUUGUUAAUUACACGGCUUAAACUGUUAGAGGGCAAGUGAGAUGUGACACAGCAGGAAAAUUAGCCGGAACACGAGUUUAACAAUUUUACCGUCAGGCUAUUCAAAAGAGGAGGGGUGAGAAGGAGAUGUCUUUUGACAAUCGGACUCCAUUGCCGAGUGUGGCACGACAUCGUAGAGGUUGUGACUUCUCAGCCUAGCGAUGAUAUAUUUGUCUUGCAAUUCGACGCCCAUGGAAGCGAGCCCACCAGCGUAAAUACUUGGGCUGGCGAACAAAACCAGAUAAAUGUUGACCGAGGUGUCUUCAACGUCGGUGAAUGUGUGUGUGAAGCCUGUCUCUAUUAUGAGAGGUGCACCAGCCAUAUCGUGGCAUACGCAGAUGGAAGCUUUAUGUUGAGUAAAUCACUGUUCCAUCCUUUGUCUCCAUGUUGUACAAGAGAUAAGUCAUUUAUUAAUCAGGUCACUACUCUUCGAUACUUUUAAGUGAAAUUCGACCGUCUCUGCCUCAAACGAGACAGUUUACACUCGUGACAACAUCAAGGGGACUAUUCAAGCAAUCUGAGGAAGACGGUUGUAUUUUUUGACCAAAUUAUUCGAAGCCCUAAAAUCCUCACCCGCACUGGAAGUGGCGAAGGCGUGAUCGACUUAAAACUUGUCUAAACCCUAUCUCUCACUAUUUUGAAGGAACCAUUGAUCCUUCAGUGUCCUAUCUUGCCCGUGGAGGGAGGGAGUGUAGUAUAUCUGGUUUGUCACUACACACAGAGCGGAGGAGGAGAUCGACUACAUCGUCCAUGAAUACAUUCGGACCGUUUACCCAUACAAUAGGCGACGGAACUGAUGAAACUUGCCUGAAUCCACAAAAGUGCCUAGUAGAUUUUGAAGGCAUUUUUACGCUGGCUAGAAAUAACGAUGUUCUUUAUAAAAUUGGAAAUUCUGAAAGCUCGAAAAUUGGCGUCAAAUGAGUAAAUAUAGUUUGUAGUGGUACCUAACACAUGUUCAUGCAAACAGCUAGAUCAAUAAGAAAGUGUAGCAUAACGUCGAGAAAAACCGUUUGCAUAAUCUAUUUUAGAUACUCCGCUGAGAAUUACUUCAAUAUACUAUAUGGUGGCCGGUCAACUUCUGGUUUUUCAGACUGAUACCGAGUAGUGGAAGUCGGGGCUUUUCAUUUUUGCUCGAAAAAAAUGGUUUCUGUAGAUUUUGCCUGUCAAAUCUUUUCAUAUAAGACAGCCGUUGUACAUCUUCUGUGUGUGUUAUGUAUUCUCAGACGAUCCUCUUCCUGUCUAUUACUAUUUGGGUCAUAUUUGCAAGCCCACUUGGGCAUGAGACUCGAUUGCUCAAGAGAAUGAAUAUCUAUCACAAAGACUUGCGAUGAAUUUGCCAAUGGUCAGGUAACAACCUCCAAUAAAGCAGUUAACGUAACAUGAAAUGUGCCUACACUUACGAAAAAUCUUAAAUCCAUCGGACGCCGGCCCAAAUGUGCAGCAUUUAAAAUUUCCAAUUAGUAAUGAACGACCUUCAGUUAACUUAAAACGAAAAAAAUUUAAUACAAGUAAUAUUAAGUUGGGUAGAAAUAGCAAUCUUCACAAGAUAGGCCGAAAUAUUCAGAGUUCGAAAAUUAGUUUCAAAUGUGUAAAUUUCAUAUUUGUACAAGUGCAUGCUGUACAGUAGGUGUGCUACUCUUGAAAUGCUAGCCGAGAUUCCGAAAUGUGUCUUCCUUUCUAAAAGAUUACUUAAGUGGGGUUUAAAAAGUCAUCAUCGUGUAGUAUAAGUCUAUAAUAAUUCAGAUACCUCGGGAUGCCAGCUUUCGAACAAACAUCUUUCCGGCCACAUGCAAAAGCCACACUAUGUAAAAAAAAUGGCUACUUAAAUAGCAUGCAUUUUUCUCACCCACUUCCGAUGCCCUUAAAACUUCAAUUAUAUUUCAUGGAAAGCAUGCAUAACAAUAUUCAUUCUUCUGCGUAGUUGGCAGAAAAUUACCUCUUCUCUCAAUUUUAUGCUCGAGCGAAGGGUAAACUUCGGUUUUAAGAAAGUUUCCAAUUAUGAGAUUUUUUACGUCGCGAAAUGCCCGUUCAUAAAAAAAUCUUUUCUCCGCAUUUACUGACGUUGCUUGUAAAGUCUAAAAUAUGGCUUAAAUCCAUUGCUGAAUUUUAUGAACCCCAUAUGGUUUCCUCUUAUUACCGUAGAGAAAUGUAUGGUUUUCCGUACACAAUGAAUAUAUGUUUUGUAGUUUGGAAACCCUCAAUGCAAGUGUAACGCAGGUCGGGUUCAAAAUUAUUCGGGAGUUGGAAAAUCUUUAAAACCGAAGUAUACCCUUCCGUCGAGUGUAAAAUUGCAAAAAGACUUGAUUUUCUACCGAAUUAGCAAAAAGGAUAAACAUUUUUCUGCAUUUUUUCCAUGAAAUAUAAUUGAAUUACUAAGGGCAUCGGAAAUCAAUAAGGAAAAUCCAUGCUACUUAAGUAGUCAUUUUUAUGGAGCGUGGCUUUUUCAUGCAGUCAAAGAGAUGUUCGUUCGAAAGCCGGCAUCCUGAGGUAACUGCAUUAUUAUAGAAUCAUACUGCAUGAUGAUUGCUUUUAAAACCCUACUUAAGUAAUUUUUUCGAAACGACAACGCAUUUCAGAAUUUCGAUUAACAUUUCAGUGUUUGAAAUGUUAACCGGAAUUCUAAAGUUUAAUUUCGAUUAGAAGGGAUUACUUGGGUGAUGUUGUAAUAUUGAUCAUCGGGCAUCAUAAUUCCGAGAUAUUCUAGUCACGCCAUGAUGUCGACCUUUGCGCCUCUUUCCAGCCGCAUGCAAAAGACCGCACUCUGUAAAAAAUGACCACUGAGGCAACAUGACUUUCCCAAUCAAAUUCCGAUACCGUUAUCAAUUCAAACGUGUCUUAUGGAAAACAUGCACAAAAUGUACUUUCUAGUGCUCAUUUGAUAGCAAAUUACGUCUUCCUAGAAUCUUAUUAUUGAAGGAAGGGUAUUUUUCCGUUUCAAAAUGCUUCCAAUCCCCUAAUAAUUUUGAGCCGGACCAGCGGUCGCACUUGCGCUCAAGAUUUCCAAAUUACAUCCUGUAUGAGGAAAAUAAUAUGCGCCCCUAAUAUAUUAAGAAGACGUCAUAAAGGACGCAUAAAAUUUUGCAACGGAUGUGACCCAUCCCGCCUACCUCCAAACAGCAUUACUAAACAGACAGAUGCGAUGCUGUAUGAAUGGACAUUUCACGGUCUUAAAAGACCUCAUAAUUGCAAACUUUUUGAAAACUGAAAGAAGCCUUUAUUCGAGUAUAACAUUUAAAGAAGGCGUAAUUUGCUAUCAAGAAAGAAUAUUCCUAUGCACGUUUUCUACAAAUAUACUUACAUCAAAAGGAAGCUCGAAAUUCGAUGGAAAACGUCGUACUACUUAAGUAGCUAUUUUUCCACCGAGCGUGGUUUCUGUAAGCGGUCGACAGGAGGCACAUUCAAGAGCCGGUAUCCUGGUUUGACCGAAACAUUUUUGGGCAGUGCUGCACGGUGGUCACUAUCGCAACGCCACCUAAGUAAUCGAAAAUAAAUUCCAGAAUUUCCGCCAAUAUUUCAUAAGAUAGACCAAAUACUGUAAAUGGCGAGUUUCUGAACAUUUUUAUCUCCUGCAGACGACUGCUCGAGUCAUGUCUAUAAUCUCGCCCAAACAUGAAACCUAGUAACUAAAGUCGGUGGAGCUGCACAGUGAAGCCCUGAGGUGAAAAUUAUCUUAAUCAAAUGAACAUCCUCCAAUAAGUUACCUCCUUAGAAAUUCCGUUGUUAGGGUAUUUGCUUGAUGAAUUGCCAUGUCCAUCACCCUUGUCCAAAGUGAAUUCGUGGGAAAAAUUGAAGCAUUUCGCUCACCCGUGCACCUUCUUGACAGAUGCUGACACUGUUUCUGCUUCAACUGAGGACUCCUUUUUCGUUCACUUCUAUUAUUCUUGGACUCUGUUCUACAAUUAUAAAUGCACCAAAGAAUGACCAUGUAAAUAUAAAAAAUAGUUCUCAAGUGGCUGGUGCCAUGCCUGCACCGUUUUUAAAUGGCACAUUAACAGAAACUAGAUCACAGAGAAUGCAUCCCGUCAUAUGCCCAGAACUUGCAAUGGUCACCUGCUUGUGGGCCUUGUUGCAGUUGCUCCUGGCACAUUUUUACAUGGCGAGAACUUGUCGGUGUGUUAAAACGAAAAGACUGCCUAUUUAUUGCUCUUGAAAACUACACAUAUUUCUAAAUCGGAGUUUUAGAGAAAAACUUUUUUUCUGCCAAUAACACUUUUGGUCACAUCGGGCCUUACCCGGUUUACGCGGACUGGAAAAUCACGCGUGAAGUUGGCGUUGGUUUCUACCUGAAACAAGCGUAACACUGCACCAUCAUACACUCUGAGCCCUUAUUUUCCCUUAUCGACUCCUAUUCUUCCAACCCUUAUAUACGAUAUCACUUCGGACCGCUCUCCGUCAAACAAAAGACCUUGAACACGAGAACAUUAAAUAUUCGGGGACGGAAAUUCGCUAGUACUUGAGACUCUCAGCUAUGAGGGGUAAACAAACCUGUUGGAUUUGACGAAGUCUUAUUUUCUUUGCGAAUUGCUGUGAACAGGGGUAAAGGAUGCUGUGGUGAACAUUUCUCGCUUAUUUACUGUCAGCAGCUUAUCAUGCACCGAGCCUAGCAACUGGCACACACACGAGGCUUGAACGCGCACCUAGAGAGUCACUGAUAAUUUGAGUUUAACGCUCUAUCCACCCGAGGUUCCGAUCUCACCCCCAGUCGACUGAAGUCAGUAACAUGUAUUCACUUUACACUGAAGUUCAUCAGCUUAUCGUGACUCCAGGACAGAAGUCGACAAUUGUCUUUGAAUUACGACCCAGAGCCCAUUCAGACCGUCACAUAGCGAUGAGCAGCCCAUUAUCGGAGACCGGUACUGACAGAGAUUAGGGACACUGAAAUGGCCGUUACUGUCAAGGUGCUUUUUCCUUGCCAACUUAGCAUCUCUGUCACACCCUAUCAGACCUUCAGGCGAUGUAAUUCAAACUUCCUACGGUUAUUUGGAUGUUCCUGCAUCUCGCGACUUUGAUUUUCUCGUAUCCGCACACAUACGCUCGUUUAGACAUCUCCAAGGUUCACAACACGCCUAGUCAGGUCGUUGACAGUUGUCUGGUUCCGCAUUCCCUGUGCUCAACUUUUUAUCCGCAUCAGCUGUGUAAGGCUCUGGGUUCCCCCAGCCUACGGAAAAAAUCGCAGAGGCAUCUCAGUGAUGAGCCAAGUGCCCUGCGCAGUGUCCCUAGAAAGUACCGCCAGUACAGUCGUAGACGUAGCCUUUUGGCAGCGGGUUUGAGGUAGGCACCUCAACCGAAGGGCCCUGUGAUGGGGCCUUUCGAGGAGAAAGUAUGCAAUUUCUGGGCGGUGUAAAUCCAUCGCCACUGGAAGGAAAAACGGAUGGUGAAGCAAGCAACGGUAAGUUUGGUAAUUUUGGGAGUCGGUCAGAUUUUUAUUUUUUCGAAGACAUGUUGGAAAGAGUCUCUCUCCAGUGACCAUUCAUGGAAGAAGGGUUUGAUGUAUCACUGUCCUUCUUCAUUAGCCAGCUAGUUUUUCUUAUUGUGUAACUACUUUCUUGUAAGCAAAUUGCCAAUAGUCGCAAUUUUUCAUUGCAAUUUCGAUUCAUUCAGUCGUGCGACCAUGGUCGCCUAACCUCUCACAUGGUUUUUUUUCACUACGAUCGGCGAUCGCCCUUCUCCUCAAAUAUUAGAAAGAGCUCGUUGCUCUGUUGAAUAGGCCGCGAUUCAUCCUCUGUUCAAAUGGCUCGAUCACUUACAGUAAAUGACGUACCUUGUGAAGUAUCACGAAAUUGUAUCAAUGAAACUGUCAUUCUUUAAAAAGGGCAUAGUUCCUUUUAGAAAUAACUACUUAUUAGACGACAAAUAUCUUUAUAUAAAAAGCCAGCAACUCAAAAAGGCAUAUAUUUCAGGACACUUAUUUAAGGGUAAAUAUAACGGACAACAAGGAACACAGGUGUAUUAUCAUGAGAAAUGGUAACACAGAGGAAUAAAGGACCGCGCUACGUAAUGCAGGUGGUCUUGUGCAGAAUUCGAUGAAGGGUACCUUCUCCCGUGUUUUAGCACUAACCCAAACCUUAAUCUUUAAAUUUACCCUUGUCUCCCUGGAAUUUAGUACAAAACCACCUUUUAUACGAGGGGUUCCUAUUCCUAUGUCCUACCGGAAAAGUAAUUAACGGUAAUAAGAAGUACAGAAUACCAGUUGUCCGUCGAUUGUUUUUCUGCGUUUAAUACACGAACUAGUCCAGCAGACGUAGAAAGGACUAAUUUCUUCAUUGGUGGACUGGUCUGUGCAAGUAUUAAACACAAAUCCAAACUUCUGCUGUAUUGGGAGCUUUGUGGCAAUUUCGUUUGAAUAACGCGAAAUGAUUUUUAACUGGGUUGAAGUCGGGGUCGUUGUCAAAAUGAAGAUACUUGGAGGGCAGCAGGCGGAGAGGCCGACUGUGGUCUAAAAGUUAUAUGACAGCUGCUGGCGUUAUCAAAUCAUGCGCCGUUUGAUCAAUGAACAGGAGCCUUAUCCUACAAGAUUGUAGCGUCAGUUUGCCGUCUUUGGAUGCCGUUCUAACCGAAGGCAUCCUUCACGAUGUCGAUGAUUACCCUGCCGUUGAUUAUGCCCGUCGUUGGUCACCAGAUUGGCCUUUCAUCGAAUCCGAUGGUCAUCCAAUUCAUCUGGCUUCGACGGUUCUUGAAAGUUGCAAUUGACACAGUGCGUUCUCGUGGGAAGUUAUUCCCACAGAUGAUCAGCUGGGCCGACUUUGUAGGCUUGUCUAAAUACAAGACCUCAUCAUAGAAGUGACUUCUCUUUCAGAAUAAAGCUCUGUAAUUAUUUUACUCCGUAACUGAUAAAAAACGCUCAGUUCCCUACCUAAGCAUUGUGUCGUCAUAGCCUUUUGCAUACGAAGGCCGAAUUUUGUCAUCCUUUUCUUAAUUAUGUUCCCUAUGAAUACUUUUGACGGUCAUAUAAUGAUAAUUUUUAGUGUCCUACAAAUAAAAUCGUCAUCCUUGCAUGUGAACUGACUUGGUCCACCUUGUGUGUUUCUAGACACUGUUCUAUCAUUGAUAAUUUGACCUUACUUAUCUUAAAAAUACUUGUUAAUCGCUUGCGUCUAACCUUUCGGCUACUAAUUUCCGCAUCCGUUCAGAGUCACCUGCAGACAAGAAUUGUCUUGAGAGAGAAAAAGAGGCUCGAGAGAGAGCCCGUAAGGCACAACGGGACGAGUGAGUCCCGUAAAAACGAUCGGUGAGCGCCCCCCUACCAUUGUAUAUUCCCGAUCGCAACCGACAAGACAAAGAGUCCGUGGCUCAGUGGUUAGAGGCGUUGGACUUCUAACUAACAGGUCGCGAGUUCGAGCCUCGGGUGUUCCACACUUCGGGGUUGGGUAUGACUGGCUGACGACGGCCAAUAAGCCGAAAUGCUCAUUCCAGUCUCCCUUGCCUUUGUCGGUAAUACUAUUCUGCCUAUAUUCUGCGUCGCUGUGCUGCUGCUGUUUGGGCUCGAGAGAGAACCCGUAAGGCACAACGGGACGAGUUACGUAAAAACCAUCGGUGAGCGUCCCUCGACCAAAAUUGUCUUGACAUCUUUGUCACAUGGCGGGCAGCAUUUCGCGGGUAGUCCUUAUAUAUCCAUUUACGCUUGUAAUUCUCUCUGUGGUAAAACAAAUUACUUUCGAGCAGGUUUUUUCUACUGCGUCUUGUAGCAAAAAAUCCGGCGAGAUACGAAAAUAAGAACUCCUCACGUAAUACAUGUGGUCUUGCGCUAAGUCCCAGGAAGUAUACCUAUUCCUGUCCUCGAACACUAACCCUAACUUUAAUCCCAAGCCGAAACGUAAUCCUAACCAUAAUCUCCCUUCAAUUUAGCACGAGGCCAUCUGUAUAACCAGGGAGCGGGGAGCCCUAUUUUCAUGUCUUACCAAAAAAUACCACCAGUUUGCGAACCCGAAUUCUUAGACGUGAAUUCGUCCCUCGUCUCUUUAAAUCAAGGCGAUUUUUCAUAGCCGAUCUCACCUGAUGUCUGUGGACGCAAAAUCAGAUUUUCCGGUUCCAGACAGGACUUGUUAUGCACUUUUCUCACUUAUACUAAUGCCCUGUAGCAGCAAAAAGCGUACAAACAGGCGGCCUUGAUCUGUGAUAUUGGACAGCGUAGAAAAUUGCAUGAAUAUCAGAAAAAAAUUCACUUUAACUGAAUAGUAUCUAGUCUUCCCUUCAUGAAGCAGAUUUGAAACAACUUCUUCCGCAGAGAAAGGCCUUCUGUGCCUCAAAUUUAUCUAAUAAACCAAAGUUACAACCUUAUGUACGCCUUUCUGCUUAUUCGGAUUUCGACUACAUUUCACAUGAAGGUAAUUACGCAUAUAUCCCUGUUUGCUCUGUUGAAAAAAUUAUUUCUCUUUCCGUAGUCUGUUUAGACCAUCGGCCAGGCGCUGGGGUGCCAUUUGGGAUCUUCCUAGACUGCCUAGUGCGCAUCGCUUCCUUGCUAAUAGCAAUUUUCUCCAUCUCCUACUUCUCCACAGAGGUAUUCGUGCCGUUGGUUGGCAUGUUCAGUAUCUCCGUUUUCCCGAGACGGAGGACUUUUUCAUGCUCAACCGAAUCCUCUCCCUGAUUGCCGAGUUCUUGGAGGCUCAUCCAAACACUUCACCCCUGCCGACUGACUCCAUUCUCAGUGGCGAGGACGAUCUAUUUUCGGAACUGGCUUUUCUGGAGGCAGCAACUCUGACGACCUGUGCCACUACUCCCACGAGCUCUAGCUCGGAUGCCAGAGCUGAGGAAGAGGAGAGAGAUGUGGAAGAGGAUAGUGCGCCAGUUUGCCCCUCGAGUAAUUCACCCCCUUGGGAUAUCACCGGGGAUCCGAACCUUGAUGCCUCUAUCCGUCUGGCUAUCAAACUCCAGCAGCGGGAAUUUCUUGGGGGAUCCAGCUCGAGCUCAUCGGAGGCAAGUUGCAGAGAAGGGGCUAGCUCAUAG
Spirometra erinaceieuropaei is the source of this 9539-nucleotide messenger RNA. The record is from the annotation of a GenBank genome assembly. NCBI's taxonomy places the organism in Eukaryota, Metazoa, Platyhelminthes, Cestoda, Diphyllobothriidea, Diphyllobothriidae.